Anarrhichthys ocellatus (wolf-eel) is the source of this 3053-nucleotide messenger RNA. RefSeq names its product DET1- and DDB1-associated protein 1-like. The coding region runs from base 324 to 632 and encodes 102 amino acids. Gene Ontology annotation, cellular component: Cul4-RING E3 ubiquitin ligase complex. The record is from RefSeq and is a predicted model, not a curated record. Gene Ontology annotation, biological process: positive regulation of proteasomal ubiquitin-dependent protein catabolic process. NCBI's taxonomy places the organism in Eukaryota, Metazoa, Chordata, Actinopteri, Perciformes, Anarhichadidae. The transcript has 5 exons.
AGUAACCGCCCACGAGCAGACUAAACAACAAAGAUGGAGUUGUGAACUAGUAGCAAGUUAGCUUCCAGAUGACGUUCAAUUUCAGUUUGUGUGUAAUUACCGUUAAAAGAGUGGAAGUUACCAGCUGAUUGAAGUGGCGUGAUGCGGUCAUAUCGAAGUCAUACAUAGUUGAGGUUUUAUAGAAGCUGUCAGACGGGUAAACAUACAGGUAUCUUAGCUACGACAAAGACAACAAGGCUUAGUAGCUACCUAGGUUAGCUAAGUAACGUCUGCUCGUUUUCACUCCAGCUAACUAACAAGCAAAGAGCGUGAACACGACAGAAAUGGAGAAGUCAGAUUUCCUGAAAGGACUACCUGUCUACAACAAAAAUAACUUCAGCAGGUUCCACGCAGACUCUCUAUGUAAAGCGUCAAACCGUCGACCAUCUGUGUAUCUUCCAACACGGGAAUAUCCAUCAGAGCAGAUCAUUGUCACAGAGAAGACAAACAUCCUAUUGCGAUAUCUUCAUCAACAGUGGGAUAAAAAGAAUACAGCAAAGAAACGAGAGCAGGAAGAAGGAGAGGUGGAGAACACGGCGCCUCCACGGAAAAUUGCCAGAACAGACAGUCGGGAGCAGAAUGAGGAUUCGUGAAUUGCUGUGCUGUUGACGCGCACCCAGCAGAGACUGACCUAUUACACAGAUGCUGAACAUAUGUUUGCAAACCCAGGCCUUGACACUGACGCACACAGGGAUUGAUCCAUUUCAGACCAUAGCCGGCAUGAUAUUAAUGUCAUAAAACAUUGGUAUUCAUGUUUUACUUCAGAAUUCCUCUUCAACCAAAACCUUUUUUCCACAAUUUAUUUUCUUUUGUUCCAAGGCACCUCUGCCUCAAAUUUCAGUCUUUUGUGGUUUGAAAAUAACACCUACCUCCUGAUUCCUCAUUCUCUCUGAUUUUCCUUCACUUAAGCUCACACUGUUUCUUUUAAACGUGUAGGUCCUUUGGGGAGGGUUUACAGCUGUAGUUAUUCAUAGCUUCUCUGAGAUAUGCACAUAUUAAUUUAAGUCUAUUGGUUAAGUGGCAUGCCCUCUGUUGUUGCUCCUACUCCAGUAUAAUCUUUUAGUUUUGAACUACGUAACUACGGUGGUCUAUAAAAUGUUAUUUUGGCUCAUCCUUUAUGAUUACUGGCAUCGUUCGUUAGAUUUAAUCAUCCAUUCAGGGUUUGUUAUGGACGGGUGCCGAAAGAAAUGUUCUUGUUUUCUCCUGAUGAAUAUUGAUUUAUUGCCUUGAAUGGAAGUAAGUGUAUUAUAACUACGUCUUAGAGUAACCCCCUUGGUUCAUGUCGUUGUUUCAGUUGAAGAAGUGAACCACAAGUGAGCUGAAUGGAUGUUAGCGUGUCUAUUGAGACACAUUCAAGCCAAUAGAGUCAUACCGGAGGAUGCAAACUGUUUUUGUACAGGAAGACCUACAGAUUGUGUAGCCAUGUUCUAAGUUUGAUGCUCAGUAGUUUGAGAUCACCACUUUAUAAGCAGUGUGUGUAUCUUUGUAAUUACAACGUUUGCACAAUAUUUUAUGGAAGAGCUGAGGACUGCAGGUAUGUGUAAAUUUAAAAUGUAGCCGUAUUGCUGGGUAGGACUGCUGUCAAUGGGGAAAUGUGUGUGGCUUUACAAGCUUUGGACAGCAGGACUAAAUAAAGUCUGUUUGCGGUUCACACAGUCGGUGAAGCUCAUCGUAAAGUCUUGUAUAUUUGUACAGUAUGUAUAUUGUGAUUGUUCCGACCCUUUUAUCAGGUAACAAGACGACUCGCUCUGAUUUUUGUCUUCACCAGGUUAACCAUACUGUUAUUUCACUUUGCUUAGACAAUUUGUUCUUGACAUUGGAGGGAUACAAGCCAGAGUUCAGUCAAUUUUGCUUAAUUUUCUUUGCACUUUUAGAAACCUCACUUUUUGCGCAUCUAUAAAGACAAAUCUGCUGCAAAUUUUCAGCAAUGUUUGUCACGACUGACAGUUGAGUCUAUUAAUGCACAUUUUUACUUUAGAUACAUUUUGCUGUUAGAAGAUUUACAGAGUAUAUGUGCAGGUUGGCUGCUUACGUAGUUAGAAUACAAUACGUUUCUCAAGUAUGAGUUUAAACCAGAAACAUGCAGUUUUAUUGUCCUGGUUCUCUAGAAGAGUGCGAACUCUACUCUUCUCAAACGGUUUGUAUUCUAUCACCUAAUUAAGCUUGGAAUGUGUUUAUUGUUGGAUGCUUUGCUUUUGAGUUUAUGUAUAAAUGUAUUGUCAAUUUCAGAUCUCGUUCUUAUAAAGAUUACAGUAGGACAUAUACAGUAAAGACUAUUACUCAAAGUUAAUGGCAACAUUUUUUGUGUGGAAGUGAAGAAAAUAACCUAGCGUGUAUUGGAGGGUUUUGAGGAAAUGCUGUACAAAUUUAAUUGAAAAUGAUCUUCUGGCAAAUAGGUGCAUAUCUAGAUAAGAGUGUAAAUGUUCUGUUGACAGUGUUAUUUUCCUUAAAAAUCUAGUUUACAUGUCCUCUUUCCAGGAACCAUAUCAACCCAGCAAACAUCUCCCAUCCAGUAAUGUUUACUGUAAACAGAAUUAGCCAAUGCUUAUCUCUUGAUAGAUGUUUAUUCAAGUGGGAUUUAUUUGCAUCAUAGAAGUACAUUCACUAAUUUAUGUAGUAAAAUAAUUCAUAGAAAAUGAAAGUUAAGAAAAAUAGAGUAUUUUUUAUGGUCACAGUGAAUAUAAUUUGACCUAUUGCGGAAGAAUAUGAUGGCUUCAAAAGUGCUUCACAACUGAAAAGACAUGAUGGACAUGUCAUGCAUGCACACGACGCAACAUGCAUUCAAUACAGGCAUAAGAAUGAGAAACAAACCUGGAACGGGGAGCUGCUGUUCAUGUCCUUUGAUAAGAGGGCUCAUUGGUGAUCAAGUCCUGGUUUUUGGAAAAAAAAAAAAAGAUCCCUCACAUCAACAAUCUGGUGCUAUUGAAAACCAGGCACUCAUGCAGUAUUUUAACCUUAAGUAAAUGUCACUCAAGCCCCAUUCAAGGAGUUACACCCACUGAACAUAUUUUACA